Messenger RNA from Sclerotinia borealis F-4128, 3081 nucleotides. The record is from the annotation of a GenBank genome assembly. NCBI's taxonomy places the organism in Eukaryota, Fungi, Ascomycota, Leotiomycetes, Helotiales, Sclerotiniaceae.
AUGUUUUCCGCCCUGAAAAAAUCUUUGAGAAUAGAGACGAAGGUGGAAGCGCCAAAAGAGGAAACUUCGAAUAAAGAUGCGAAAGAGGAAGGUGCUGGAGAUGUUGGGAAGGAGGAUGAUAUUGUAGUGAAGGAUUUAGAUGCGACGAGAGUAGAAGGGCAGAAUGUGCAAUUGGAAAAUGUUCAAGAGGGAGAGGUUCUGGUGGUCAAAGAUCUAGAUGCAAGAAUGGGAGAGGAAGACGUGAAAGAGGAACAUGAUGUGAGAGUAGAAGUGGAAACCGAAGAGAUCAAAGAGGAAGCCGAAGAUGUAAGAGUGGAAGAUAUUAAGAAGGAGAAUAUUUUGGUGGAGAGGGAUCAAGAUGCAAGGGGGGUCGAAACACAAGAUGUGAAAGAGGGAGAUAUCAAGAAAGAAGUUGAAGAAGCAUCGACAGCAACAACAUUAACAUCGAAAUUAUCAAUCGAAACUGGAAUUCCAUUAUCAUCAUCACCACCAUCCUCAGAAAUUGGUGAUGAUAUUGAUAUUGUUGAAGAAAGAGAAGAAGAAAAAGAACGGGAACGAAAACAAGAACAAGAACAUUCACAAACGCCGCUUGCCGCCUCGUCAAUUAAUCCGACCCCUGGCAACGAUCGUUGCUUGGUGGGGUCACAGUCGGUAAAUGCCGCCAAUCCCGAUUCAGAAGUAAACAAAAAUGAGGAGACCAACACACCCACUUCACCACGUCACUCUCACUCGCGUGCGAUUUUACCAGAUACAAUUGAAAAUCACAGUCACACACAGAAUCUAGAGAAAAGAUUUUCUUCUUCCACAACAGAUUUUGAGAUCAACGCUCCGAAUACCCCACCCGCGACACCACCAAGAGUAGUAAAGCGUGAAAGAUCUGCAAGCCAAAGAGAACGCGAGAUACUACGAUCGAGACAAUUUUCCGAGUCAGCGCGGUUACAAAGGUCUGCGGAAAAGCCUGAAAAGAGCGAAGAGGAACUUGGGUUGGGAAGAAGGAGGAAGGGAUAUCAGCAUAGACACAAAUCAAAGGGGUCAAACUCAGGCUCAGGGGAAGCAUUGAAAGCAGUAGAACCGCUGCAUGAGCAUCAGCUUGGAAAAAUGGCUUUUGCUGAACAGCAACAGUGGAUUACGGUGCAACAGAAAACUUUCACAAAAUGGUUGAACACCAAGAUAGCGCAUAGGAAACUGGAGGUGGUGGAUUUGGUUAAAGAUUUGAGUGAUGGAGUCAUUCUCAUCCAUCUUCUCGAAUGCCUUUCAAACGAAUCACUCGGACGAUAUGCAGCGAAACCUAAAUUACGAGUACAGCGAUUUGAGAACGCAAAUCUGUCGUUGGACUUCAUCAAAUCUAGAGGAAUUCAAAUGACAAACAUUGGAGCCGAAGAUGUUGUAGACGGAAACCGCAAAAUCAUCCUUGGUUUGAUCUGGACGCUGAUUCUUCGAUUCACUAUCUCCGACAUCAACUUAGAGGGUAUGACCGCCAAGGAAGGUCUAUUGCUAUGGUGUCAAAGAAAAACAGCUUGCUACGACGAGGUCGAAGUCCGCAACUUUACAGAUAGUUGGAACGAUGGCUUGGCAUUCUGUGCACUGCUCGAUAUUCAUCGACCGGAUCUAAUCGAUUAUGAUACUUUGGACAAGAAUGACCAUAGAGGCAAUAUGCAGUUGGCUUUUGACAUUGGAACCAAGGAAAUCGGUAUUCCAGCUCUUUUGGAUGUUGAGGAUGUCUGCGAUGUGGCUAAGCCGGAUGAGAGGAGUUUGAUGACAUACAUAGCUUACUGGUUCCAUGCCUUUUCGCAGAUGGAGAAGGUCGAAAACGCUGGUCGAAGAGUGGAGAAAUUUGUUAACAACAUGCAAGGAGCUUGGGAGAUGCAGAGUGCUUACGAGCAGAGAAUGAGAGCAUUGUUGAAGAGUAUCAAGGAGCAGGUUGUUACUUGGCAGGAUGCGAAAUUCGAGGGCACGUAUGUAGAUGCAAAGAAACAAGCGACACACUUCAGUUCGUAUAAAAGAGGCCAGAAAAGACAGUGGGUUGCGGAGAAAAGUGACCUCGCUGCGCUAUUAGGGAACAUAAAGACGAAGCUCAGCACCUAUAGACUACGAGCUUACGACCCUCCGCCGGAUCUGAGAUUGAGUGUUCUAGAUGAAGAAUGGGCGAAGUUGAUGAAGGGUGAAAUGGCGAGAGGUCAACUGAUCAACGAGACCAUCAGGGAUAUCAAAAAUGCCUUACGAAGAUCUUUUGCCGACAAAGCCAACGAUUUCGCAACCACUUUGAAUACCAUGCAGCUGGCAAUAUCGGGAUUAGAGGGUGAUGUGGAGGAUCAACUGGUGCAUGUUCGUCGAUUACACGAUAACCUUCCGCCUCUCAACCAAUUUUUGGAUCAAAUCGAGGCUAUAGACAAGAAGUGCGAGGAAGCGAACAUCGAGGAGAAUGACUUCACGACUUACACAUACGAUGAGCUUUGUUAUGAAAUGAGUUUGGUCAAAAGUUCUGUUGCGAAGAAAUUGGCAUUUUUGGACAACCAAGUAGUAGCUCGAAACAUGACGAAUUUGACGCCAAUACAACUUGAGGAAUUCGAAAGUGUUUUCCGACAUUUUGAUCGCGACGCUACCAACAGUUUACAAGAGUUAGAAUUUAGUGCAGCCUUGGCGUCACUCGGUCUCGUUUUCUCCGAAGAUGAAAUGCACGACUAUUUCCUCGAUACAUCAAACGGGAAAGACUACGUAACGUUCGAAGAGUUCAUCCGGUUUAUGGUGGAGGUCACAGAAGAUCAAAAUACAGCAGAGCAAGUUUUCCAGUCCUUCCGCGAAGUUGCGGACGGCAAACCAUAUGUCACAGAAAUGGAUUUGAGACAUAGUUUGGUACCGGAUGAGGUAAUCGAAAAAUUGACUCAAUUCAUACCGAUACAUAAAGGCCCUGAUCUACAGGAAGACAGAGGCAUGCCACAAUAUGAUUACAUCAGUUUUAUGGAUAAAUUACUAGGGGGAAAUGAGGACGAUGAGAAUGAUGGCGCUCUGAAUGAGUUAUCCAAUGGAAGAAGUCCGAAGAGAGCUAGUGGAAUCGGCGGAAAAUCAAACGGGAGUCACUGA